UUCUUGGGAAAGAUAUCAAACAUGCAGUCAGAAUUACAGCAUAGAAGAGCACACAAUUUGAAGAACACUUUUCUUGUAACUUCUUCUUAACUAAACUAUGAUAAAAUCAUUCCCCAAGGCAUCAAAAGAGAACAUCAACCGAAAUUUAUCGAAGAAAAAAAAUUGUAUUGCUUGAGUAGUAAAACAUUUGUCUGUCUAGUUACAGUCGAAUGUUACUGUGCUAUAUUCUAAGUAGCAUCUAGUAUUCUAAGUAGAUCCGGGAAAUAUUCGUUUAUAGCAUCCUUCCGCUGUAGCAUAUCCUUGUAGCUGCACAGUGUCAGCUGGAUGUGUGUAACAGCUGGCUGGUCGACGAACAAGGACAUGCGCAAACAGCAAUGUUUGGUGGUGUCUGGAUCCCGAGAAUGGACCAAAACUCCAGACAGCGUGAGCAAGGUGCACCCAACGCUCCAACAUGGACCAUCCGAACAGUAGAAGCGCUAUCAACGAUCCCAACCAGUGCCGGCUGUGUAUGCGGGUGUGUGACGAUAACUUCCUCGAGUGUAUCUUCUCCGACAAGGAGUACAGCAUAGCGCAUCAAAUCUUUGAAUGUACCUCGAUACGGGUGACGAAGCAGGAUAAUCUAACGAAGAUAUGCAAAAACUGUGCCUCACUGCUGUUUCUGACGACCGAGUUUCGCAACACGUGCUUCAAGACGAACCGGUUGCUGAUGGAGGACUUUGUCAUACUGGAGCUGGGAGAUUGGGCGUCCGACAGCAACCGGGUGCUGCUGCGCGAAUGCGAGAACUUUAUCGUGCGGCACAAGCAGCAGGUAGACUACCUGUACGCCAGCAUCGUAUCGGAGGGCGAGCAGUAUCUGGAAGGUUCGUUGGAGAUCGAGCGAGAGCUGUUUGGCGGCGAGGGACAGCAAGAAGAGCAUCUCGAGGAACAUCAGCAGGAGCAGCAGCAGGAUGAGGUGGAUAAAACCAGUGGAAGUGAGACCCGAAGGCCCGGGCCGCAGUCUGGGCGGUUAGAACAGUGCGAACCGGAUCCGGAGAUACUGCUGGAGAUUACAAAAUUUCUUGAAGAGCAAACACCCCGCCUACCGGACGGUGGGCGCCUCGAUGCAACGGAGCACGUGGUAGAGCAGAGGCGUCGUUGUGGGCUUUGCUGUGUGCUAAGCGAUGUCACGCUGGAGUUAACCAGUGACCAACUAAAAGCGCUUGGAGCAUUAAAUGUCGACAAGACCCCACAAGUGUGUGAGGAGUGCUGCAUCCUGCUGGACAUUGUAGACAGCUUUCGGAAAACCACCACCAUCGCCCGGGAGCUCUCGGGCCAGGAGCAGCGGGCCCUGGAUGUGCUCCAGCUCGACAGUGCACUGGAGCAGGCGAAAUGCUUGGCCAGCAAGCUAAGGCACAAGCAUGACGCCUUCGCCGGAUUGCAGUGCAGUGGCGGCAGCAUGGACGCGUCCAGCACGACGUCCUCCCCGGCGGAGCGUCAAAGCGUGCCGAGAAAAGCCUACAAACGGGCGAAGGUAACCUGCCACAUCUGUGGCAAGCAGUACGACAGCUGGAAGCUGCAAACGCACCUGAACGAGCAUGAGAACAUUCGGCCGUACGUGUGCGAUCAGGAGGGUUGCAGCAGCACCUUCGCCGGAUUGGUGUUGCUAAAUCGGCACAAGAAGCUGUGGCAUACCGAUUACUUCUACGCGGUGUGCAACGUGUGCGGGAAGAAGUGCAAAACGCAAGGCAUCUACAAAACGCACCUCUCGUACCACGAAGAGCCAAAGCUACCGUGCACGGUUUGCGGGAAGCUGAUGCGCAACAAGCGCGCUAUCUGGAAGCACAUGAAGACGCACAGCAACGACCGGAAGCACGUGUGCGGCGUGUGCAACAAGCGGUUCACGAUCGCGUACACACUCCGGGUUCACAUGCGCAUCCACACGAACGACAAGCCGUACCCGUGCGCCGACUGCGACAAGCGCUUCCAGUACAAGUGUCUGCUGAAGAACCACUGCCGGCGGUACCACGGCGGAGGGAACGAGCCGGCGCCCCCGUGCAAAGAGCGACAGCGGUAGGGCGGGGCGCGCACUACACCUUCACGACCGCCUUGCCGAUGUUGCCGCCCUGCAGCAUGCUGAUGAACGAGCGCGGCGCACUGUCGAACCCCUCGUACACGGUUUCCCGGUGGACCAGCUUGCCCUGCUCGAGCCAUUCGCGCAUCUGGCCGAUGCCCUCCAUCCAGCGGGGCAGCCACCGGAAGACGACGAACCCUUCCUGCCGGAGCUGCUUCGAGACGUAGUCGCGCUGCGGGUCGGCCACCUGGGCCGGCUGCCCGUUGUAGCUCGAAACGGCGCCGCACACCGAGAUGCGCCCGUACAGGUUCAUGCGCUCGCGCACCAGCUCCGUCAGCUCGCCGCCCACGUUGUCGAAGUAGCAGUCGACGCCGCGGGGCGUUGCCGCGGCCAGCUGCUCCCGCACCGAUCCGGCCCGAUAGUUGACGACCGCGUCGAAGCCGAGCUCGCGCAGCCACCCGCACUUUUCCUCCGUGCCGGCCAGCCCCACCACAUGGCAGCCCUUAAUCUUCGCGAUCUGGCCGACCAGGCUGCCGACGGCACCGGCCGCCGCACUCACCACCACCGUUUCGCCCGGCUUCGGUUUGCAAAUCUCGAGCAGGCCAAAGUACGCCGUGUUGCCGGACAGGCCGAGCGGACCGAGCCCGACCGCCCGCGAUUGGCCCGCCACCUCCGGCACGAUGUACGGCCGCAGCUCCU
This is a messenger RNA of Anopheles gambiae (African malaria mosquito), 2749 nucleotides long. RefSeq names its product zinc finger protein 429. The coding region runs from base 452 to 2053 and encodes 533 amino acids. NCBI's taxonomy places the organism in Eukaryota, Metazoa, Arthropoda, Insecta, Diptera, Culicidae. The transcript has 4 exons. Gene Ontology annotation, molecular function: zinc ion binding. Gene Ontology annotation, cellular component: nucleus. The record is from RefSeq and is a predicted model, not a curated record.